AUGGGUGUCAAAAAACAAUCUAAUAAAAGCAACGAAUCUUGGAGUCUUUAUAGUUUUGCUGAUAAAGUUGAUAUUCAGCUAAUGGUUAUUGGAUUGGUCUUAGCACUUAUUCAAGCUAUUCUUUUACCCUUUGUAUGGCUUGUGAUGGGCGAUUUCGUCUCACUUUCAAUCGUUCGUGAGCAGUAUAAAAUGGAGAAGACGAAACAUUUCGAAUCAUUUGAAUCGAACAAAAUUGGAAUUAGCUUAAAUAGUAAUAACAGUUUUGAUCAAUUUAAUUUUACCACAUUGUCCGAUGCUUCAGUGCAACAAUCUCGAAUAGAUGCUCAAUUUGAAUAUUCUGCUACACCUGCUUUCAUCAUGAUGUUAUCAUUGUCGGUAGCUACAUUUAUUGCUGCUUUUUUUCAGCGCUUAGCUUGGGAAGUAUCUGGUAUCAGACAAGUUUUCCGAGUUAAAAAAGCUUACAUACGAAAAUUAUUGCACAUGGAUGUGGCAUGGCUUGAGUCUCGACAUUCCGGUCAAGUAGCUUCGAUGCUUCAUGAUCACGCAGAUUCGAUAUAUCAAGGUAUUGCUGAUCACGUUCCUAUGGUUAUCUUCAUUUGCGCAUACUUAUUAGUUACGUCAUCCGUGUGUUUCUACAUUCAAUGGGAUGUAACCUUAGUAAUGUUCGCUGCAUUACCAUUACUUAUUGGAACAAGGCUUAUUUUUAGCAAAUGGUUUUGUAAAACUCGCGAUGAAGAACAGAAAUUAUUAGCAAAAAUGACAAAUUUGGUGCAAGAGACAUUCUCAUGUAUACGAGCUGUUAUAGCAUUUGCUGCUCAAAAACAAACAAUCAGCAAGUAUGAACGAUUGACAAUUGAGCUGAACCGAAUGACAGAACAGCGUCUCACUGCAUCAUCUAUUUAUGAUGCACUUGCACAGGUUCUAUUAACUGAAUUCAUUUUUACUGCUGCUCUAUGUUAUGGUAUGUGGCGUGUUAAUGAUGCUAAUCCAGGUCGUCUUGCUGCGCUAGCGAUCAACAUGUUGUAUAUGUGCGUCACAUCAAUUAGCAUUGGUUUUCAUAUGACUGGUGCAUCUACUGCUCGACAAAAUGCUAAUGAAAUGAAUGCAAUCCUGGUUGAAACACCAAAUAUUGAGUGUUAUAUCAAUAAACAUAGUGAAAGUAUGUUAGCACCACGUGGAAAUGGCGCUAUUGAAUUCAAGGAUAUUAGUUUUGCAUAUCCAAGCAGACCGGAUAUUGAGGUACUGAAAGGUGUAUCGUUUACUGUAUCAGCAGGUGAGCAUGUCGCAAUUGUUGGACCAAGCGGAUCUGGUAAAAGUACAAUAACGGCGCUUAUGUUGCGAUUUUACGAUCCGAUCAAUGGAACUAUCACAUUAGAUGGUGUCAAUUUGAAGCGACUGAAUCCGGACAAUUUAAGAGCUCAGCUUGGUUUAGUCAGUCAGGAACCAGUACUCUUUGAUGGUACUAUAAGUGAUAAUAUUCGAUAUGGGCGCUUAAAUGCAACACAAGCAGAAAUUAAUGAAGCAGCUCGAAAAGCAGAAGCUUGGCAAUUUAUAUGUGCCUUACCUGAAGGCAUGAAAACUCGCGUUGGUGACAGAGGAUUACAACUAUCCGGUGGUCAAAAGCAACGUGUGGCUAUUGCACGUGCAGUAAUACGUGAUCCAUCCGUGAUGAUAUUUGAUGAAGCAACAUCAGCACUGGACACGAAACACGAAGUUGACGUGCAAAGAGCUAUCGAUGCAGCAAGUCAAGGUGUCACUACGAUCACAAUUGCACAUCGAUUGAGUACCGUUCGAAAUGCAGAUCGUAUUAUCGUUCUCGAAAGUGGACAAAUUGUAGAAGAAGGAAGCCCAGAAGAAUUGCUAGCUAACAGAGAUGGUAAAUUUCAUCGAAUGUAUAACGAUCAGAAGUUCGAUUCUUUAGCUGUUAAUAAAUUAGCAGCGAAUCCACGUGAACGAUCAAAAGUUUCGCUGGCUGCUCAUUUCUCGAUGAUGCCAUCAGACUUUAUUGAUGCCGAAACAUAUCGUCGUGCAUGGGCUCGUUCAUCAUUGGGUGCUCAUAAACGUCUUGGCAAAUCAUAUUCUGUGCUUAGUACAGAUCGUGAAAAAUUAGCUUUACCUGUGAUGUCAAAGAAGCGAAAUCGAAUGGAUACACCGUUCAAGACAAAUAUCAUGCAAGUAGCUAUGGAUGAUAAAGAUUAUGAUGAUCAAAAUUCGCUUCCUGGAAAAACAACCAAUUUCAAUGCUAUUUGGAAUCUGAUCAAAAGUUACAAAGAUGGUUAUUCACAUUUGAGUGUAGCAGUUCCAGUAACCAUACUACGAGGAUUUUUUUUUCUACUUGUUUGUUUCGAAGUUUCAUCUGUACUUGAGAUAGCAUUAGUUUCAAAUGAAGAAACGGCUCAACAGGUAUUUAUCACAGCAGCAGUUUAUACAGCUCUAAUCAUUAUUAAAACAAUGUUCGAGGCAGUUGGGCGUUUAUUUAUUGCACUGUAUGGAAAUGGCUUUUGUGGUUAUUUGCGGAACAAAAUGUUUCGAAAGAUACUAAGACAUGGUGCAGCUUAUUUUGAUGAAGAAGCUAAUACACCUGGAAGAUUGGUUCAUAAAUUGAUGUCUGACACUGCGACACUUAACAGAACACUUGGCGAUAAAUUGGAUUUGCUUCUUCCAGCAGUUAUAUGUUCCACAGUAUCAGUUACUAUUGCAUUACUAAUAAACUGGAAAUUAGCACUCAUUUGCGGUUUUCAAUUUCCAGCUUUUUUCAUCUUUCGUCUGGUCGAAUUACGAGAAACAAGUAAGCGACAGCGACAAAUGGCCGAACAGGAAAAAAAAGCUGCUAAUCUAGCAACCGCUGUAUUAUCAAAUAUGAGUACAAUUAAAGCUUAUACUCUGCAGGAACAUUUCAACAGUAUUUUCUACGAAACGCUGAAACCUCUACAAAAGACGAUGAAAAGACAGUCUUGCAUUAGUUCAUUUGUAUUUGCAUGUCAAUUCUCUUUCACUUAUAUUCUCAUUGCAAUAACGUUACAUUUUGGAAAAGUAAUGAUGUUAAGUAAUGAAAUUACACCGUUUAAUUAUUUGAGGGUGGUAUUAUUGACACAAUUUGGUGCUAAUUUUAUCAGUCAAUUGAUAGCAUCAGUAAAUGAUAUAUCAAAAGCACGCGUAGCAUCAGGAAACAUUCUCAAUGUCAUUAAGGAAACUGCCGUUGACAUGAAUAAUCUAAGCGAUGAGGGACUGCGACCGAAAACCACCGCUCGAUUAAUGCUAAAGAAUGUGGAAUUUCGUUAUCCAUCUCGACCACUUUAUCCUGUACUUCGUAAUCUUACAUUAAAAGUUCGACCAGGUGAUUCAAUAGCUAUCGUUGGUCCAUCAGGUUCUGGGAAAAGUUCUAUCCUAGCACUAUUUCAACGUAUGUAUAGUACAACCAAAGGCGAAGUGCUCAUUGAUAAUUAUAAUGUAAAACAAAUCAAUCCAGCAUACCUAAGACGUGUUGUUGUUUCGGUUGGACAAGAACCAAUUCUCUUUUCAUUUACAAUUCGCGAAAAUAUUGGGUAUGGCCUGCCAGAAGAUGAAGCAACUGAAGAAAAAAUCAUAGAGGCAGCUAAAAUUGCAAAUAUUCAUGACUUUAUCUUAUCAUUGCCACAAGUAAGAAUUAAAAAAAAAUGA
Messenger RNA from Brugia pahangi, 3660 nucleotides. The record is from the annotation of a GenBank genome assembly. NCBI's taxonomy places the organism in Eukaryota, Metazoa, Nematoda, Chromadorea, Rhabditida, Onchocercidae.